Sciurus carolinensis (gray squirrel) is the source of this 1467-nucleotide messenger RNA. RefSeq names its product coiled-coil-helix-coiled-coil-helix domain containing 4 (gene Chchd4). The transcript is spliced from 3 exons. NCBI's taxonomy places the organism in Eukaryota, Metazoa, Chordata, Mammalia, Rodentia, Sciuridae. Gene Ontology annotation, cellular component: mitochondrial intermembrane space. The record is from RefSeq and is a predicted model, not a curated record. Gene Ontology annotation, biological process: protein import into mitochondrial intermembrane space. Bases 184 to 606 code for a protein of 140 amino acids. Gene Ontology annotation, molecular function: protein-disulfide reductase activity.
CGGAGGGGCCGGGCUGCGGCUGGGAAGGCGCGGAGGCCGGCGCGCGGCGGGCAGGCCUGGAGGGGGCGGGUCCGCGCGGGCCUGAGAGCCGCCCGCCCAGCCUGAGGAGAGGGAGGUCACAGCGCGAAGGUGUAGCCGCUACGGCUGCCGCUUCUGAGGGGCCGAAGCGCCAGGCCCGCAGCCAUGGCCUACUGCCGGCAGGAAGGGAAAGAUCGCAUCAUAUUUGUGACCAAAGAAGACCACGAAACUCCCAGCAGUGCAGAGCUGGUGGCUGAUGACCCCAAUGAUCCGUAUGAGGAGCACGGAUUGAUACUGCCAAAUGGAGACAUUAACUGGAACUGCCCGUGCCUUGGGGGAAUGGCCAGCGGCCCCUGUGGGGAACAGUUCAAAUCGGCCUUUUCCUGCUUCCACUAUAGCACAGAGGACAUCAAGGGGUCAGACUGUGUAGACCAGUUCCGGGCCAUGCAGGAGUGCAUGCAGAAAUACCCGGACCUCUAUCCCCAGGAGGAUGAGGAAGAGGAGGAGGAGAAGAAGGCGGCAGAGCGUGUGGAGGAAGCCACGCCCACUGAGGCCACUGCAGCCAAAGACGCGGAGGGGUCCAGCUAAUGAAGGCCACGAGGCACUGUGUUCCUGUCCUGCUGCUUGACGUGGACGUUUUGCAAAAAGCCUUUGAGUCCCCCACCUUCCGAGAAAGUGUCUUUCUCUCUGUUGUUCUGUGCACUGUAAUGUACACAAUAACUUAUUUUGAUGACCAGGGCGUCCUGGCCCCUUGACACAUACACUGAAAAAAAUAAUGGGGGUGUCGUUUGUGUCCUGCCCACCCCUGUCAGCGAGUGUAGCCACCACCUUUGUCGUCUCUUCUCAGUUUGCCCUGAGUUCUGCCACCUAACUUGCUGAACGUUCUCAGCAGCCAAAAAUCACUAUCCGGGAAUGGUUCUUGUGAGCGAGCUGAUUUCAUCUGAUCCGUUCUAGCCCUUUAGUAGGUUUGAUUCCUAUUUGGGAAAUGAAAUAGAAACAAACAAACCUUUCUUUAAACAUGCUGGCGUGGGCCCUUCCUAAGAGAAGAGGCCAGAUGGUCAGGCCGGGUUGCUCACAGACCAUCUAGCCUUUGAGGAUGUGAACAAGUACUGUACUUCAUUCCUGAGAAAGUCUGGUCUUUGCAUUGAGCUCAGGUUUUCUCCACUUAGAAGGUGGGAAUUUGGAUGGUUUGGUUCCAGCUUUUUCUCAGGUGAAAGGAGAGGCUGGCUUUUGCUGUUCCCAGAGCCCUGCUUUGGGGCCUGUGGUCACGUUGGCCCUCUGGUCCAGUGCAGUCUUCUUGAGAGGUUGGCACCUAAUUGUUGCCAAGAGAGGAAACAGUGUGAAUGAAGUACUCAAUUAAAAGGAAAUGUGAUUUCUACCUGAUUUUGAACGUGUCUUUUAUUUUCACAAGUUACUUUUGAGGUAAGAAAAUACAAAUUCUGAAAUAUG